Messenger RNA from Myzus persicae (green peach aphid), 1314 nucleotides. RefSeq names its product pancreatic lipase-related protein 2-like. NCBI's taxonomy places the organism in Eukaryota, Metazoa, Arthropoda, Insecta, Hemiptera, Aphididae. The transcript has 7 exons. Gene Ontology annotation, molecular function: lipase activity. The record is from RefSeq and is a predicted model, not a curated record. Bases 117 to 1121 code for a protein of 334 amino acids. Gene Ontology annotation, biological process: lipid metabolic process.
AAAAUCAUCAUUCGAUAGAAAUCAGUGUUCUUCGUUAGUGGGUUUUGUGACAGUUACAUUCAAUUAUAUUAUAGAUAUUAUUAAUAUUUGUGAUCCUGAAAAAUAAGUUAACAGCAAUGUUUAAUUUUUUGAAAUAUUUUUUUAUAAACACAUUGUUGAUUGUUUUUAUUCAUGCUUACGAUAUUCCAUUGCAAAGCGACUCAGUGGCCAUUUCCAACGAAUUUAAUGAUGGCCAAAAAAACAUUGACGAUAUUGACUUUCAUGAUGAAAACGAUGAUGGACUUUACCAUACAUCAAAACAUGUGUUUUACUGGCUCUACACGAGAGAUAAUACCGACGGUCAACUUUUAAACAGAAGUGAACCGCACUUGAUCGAGUCUACAACGUACAAUUCAUCAAAUCCAACUAAAGUUAUAGUGCACGGUUGGCUUGGUACCACUAAAGAAAAAGAUAGUCUUUGUAUGUGCAACAUGAAUUCGUAUUUUAAGGUGGGCGAGUAUAAUGUGAUUUGUGUGGAUUGGAAACAGUAUGCGACUGACUUAUCAUAUUCAGUUGCAAGAGCACGAGCCAAACACAUCGCUCACGAUAUAGCUAAAAUCCUGAAAAGGAUAACGUAUAACAUGACAGUAGGGGUCGAGACUAUGCAUUUGAUCGGACACAGUAUGGGAGCUCACAUUGUCGGAUUCGUAGGCAAAGAAUUGCCCGAUCAGAUUCCUCGAAUUACCGGAUUAGAUCCUGCAAAGCCACAGUACGAAAACAAAGGCCCAAACGACAGGCUCUAUAUUACUGAUGCACAUUUUGUAGACAUCAUGCACACUAAUAGUGCCAAAAAUGGGUUUACGAAAUCAAUCGGUCAUAUCGAUUUCUUCCCAAACGGAGGACAGAGGCAACCCGGCUGCGGAUCUUCAGACAGAGCUACGGGUUCGUGUAGCCACAUCAAAGCCUAUCAUUACUACGCACACUCCAUAUGGGCCAAAGAAGAUUAUGUGGCUCAUAAAUGUUCCAGUUGGGAUGACUAUACAUCGAACUCGUGUGACGGCACCAACAGCACUUUUAUGGGCGAGCACGUGGACAUAGAGCAAACUGAAAACUAUUAUUUGAGAGCAGAAGUAGAGGACUAAUAAGGAACUGUCUUGGCUGCAAGAAAUGACGAAUGAAUUCAUACAUGUAUAUUUAACUAAUUGAAAAUUAAAAAUUACGUUGAGUGCUUGAUUUUUUGUUUGAUUCGUGUACUUACUUUUUAAAUAGUGUUCUAUAAUGAGAAUUAUUUUAUGUCAAUAAGGGUUAAUAAAUAAUUAUUUUUUUAAAUCAACA